Phytophthora nicotianae INRA-310 is the source of this 729-nucleotide messenger RNA. RefSeq lists its product as hypothetical. Lineage: Eukaryota; Oomycota; Peronosporomycetes; Peronosporales; Peronosporaceae. The coding region runs from base 1 to 729 and encodes 242 amino acids. The transcript has 3 exons. The record is from RefSeq and is a predicted model, not a curated record.
AUGGACAUUGACGGCAUCCCUAUUCCAAAAGACUAUAAGUCGCCUCUUCAAGAACGUGGAGAGAGCAAAAAAAGACACCCCAAACAACCGAUUCCUACUCGUAAAGCCUUUAUCGACUUUGUGCACAAGUCACCACCAAGUGCGGACGACACUUAUAUAUACGGAAGAUACAUAUGGAAAAGUGACCACGUUCUUGCUGAUGGUCGUCGUCUAGUCCGAGUCCACAUGACGGACCUGUUUGCUCCUGAAUCGGCAGACAAGCUCAAAGAAAUGUACGAAGAUAAGUACGCCACUCAGCAGUACUCUGUGGACAAAGACCCCUUGACGGGCACGAUUUGGGUCUCCAAUGAUAACAAGCCGGACUUUCCUCUGCGUGGUGAGAAGCUGAAAGUCUUGCGCUUUACGAACCCAAAGGUGUUUCGAGACGAGUGCUGUCAAUUUACUACACGAUUUCAAGAUCUUAGUUUCGAGCGAACGACUGAAACGGGGCCAAUCACUACAAAAGCUGGUAGCACCUCCGAUGGUACGUACACUGAAGCCGAAGAAAAGCCUUCCACCGCCCCGCCUACUCUUGCUUCCAAAGCUGAUUGCACCACCAAUAUGAUUAAUUUCUCGGAACCCGUUCCCUUAUUCGAGGAAUCGGUCGUAAAUUCGGUCGAAAACUUGCAUGAGAAGGUGUUCGACGGUCCUAUGAAGGUUGAACCCGACCUAAAAAUACGUAAGCUGUAG